This is a messenger RNA of Ruditapes philippinarum (Manila clam), 2253 nucleotides long. Its product is annotated as nudC domain-containing protein 1-like. NCBI's taxonomy places the organism in Eukaryota, Metazoa, Mollusca, Bivalvia, Venerida, Veneridae. The transcript is spliced from 9 exons. The coding region runs from base 97 to 1848 and encodes 583 amino acids. The record is from RefSeq and is a predicted model, not a curated record.
GUCAUUUCCCAUCUUAAGACCUACAGAUAAUUUCACGGAAACGAAAUAUUUAGAUAAUUGAAUGAAUCUGAUCAAUUUUUCAUCAACAAUUGAAAAAUGCCAGCCUUCAUUAAAAUGAAUUAUAACAGAAGUUUAAUUAAUCAAACAUUUGAAGGAUAUAAGCUAUCAUUGGAGAAACUAUAUGUUUAUUGUAGUCACAUUGACAAAGGUACUUACGUUACAGCUCUUACUGAUGAGCAGUUUUCAUACCAUCAUGCCAAGCUGUUUGGUGUAUACAACCAUCUUGUGCAAGACCCAUGGAACUUAAAUGCAGUUUACAUAAUUGAUACUGAUUGGAAUAUCAGAAAAGCAGUAGGACACGAUAUGUCAGUUGAUUGUGGUGCGACUGUUUAUACCAUACCUGAUGCUAGUAAUCAACAGUUUGUAGUUGGCAGAUGUAAUGCCAAGCUACACUUCCUGUCAGCUGACCUAGCUGUCGUCUGCGAUGGUGCGGGUCAGCUAUAUAUAGUCAGUACAGGUAACAGACAAGAAAAUGGAACAGAUGCUUGGAAGUGUUUGAUAUCACGGAUGCUGCCGGAGGAGAAAACACCAUGUUUAUUAAUAGAUGCUGUAGAGCACUCGAAGGAGGAGAAUCACAUGAUAGAUUGUUUGUUGGUACAUGUGAUAGAAUCUACCCCAGAACAGAAAGACAAAUAUAGAUCCCAGUAUCUUACUGUGUUAGAGUGGAUCACAUUUACGUCAGUAGAUCGUAAGGUAUGGACCCUGGGUAGAACCAGACAGCUUGUGAGCAGAAAGCCUUUCUCUUACGCCUGUUUAGAUAGGGAAGGUCAUUCCAUUACAAUAGCAGGGGAGGCAGAGUUUGUGUUUACACAGGAUUCAGAACUGCCUGUUGUAAGUGAUGAGGAGAAGGAAGAGGAAAAUUCAGGUCCAAGACCCCCUGACUACACCUGGCACCAGACAGCGGAGGAUUUAAGUGUUCAGUUUACCGUUGCCGAGGGAGUUACUAAGGGGGAUAUCUACCUUACUAUGUCAUUUAAUAGGAUAGACUUCGGGCUGAAGAACAAAUCAGCAUUGUUAAAAGGGAAUCUUUGUGGUGAAAUUGACACAGAGUCAUGCACUUGGACUAUAGAGGGUCGAAGAGUGGAUCUGUAUCUCAGUAAGAAAACAGAGGGUAAUUGGCCACUAGUAGUAGAUGGGGAUACUCGUGGUGAAAUGUUGUCAGAGCCAUCUGAGGUCGCGGCUAUACAUGAACGUUUGGCUUCCCUUACAUCAGAAGAAAUGAACCCAGACCCGGAGAAGUCUGAGAAGCCGUACAAUACCCAGCAGUUAGAGGAAUGUGAUAUGUAUCCUGACGAUGAGUCUGUCCUACUUACUAUAAAUGGUGACACCCAUAAGAUACAAUACAGGAUUGGACUUGGCAGUCAUCAGUGGUUGUUCAAUGUAACCAUGGGAGAGAACUCUACACCUGGACUUUGUUUGAGGCAUGAUGUUGAUGGGUUACUAUGGAAACAAGACACAGGUGACAAGUCACGAUGGAAACAUAUCGCAACAUUCAAUGCGUUUGGCUAUGUGCAAGCGUCAAAACAGCAGAGAAAGUUCACAAUAUGUCCCCCAGAUUACUCUUACAGUGCCAUAUGUGACAAUAGCAAACACAUUUACCUUUAUAGACAAAAUAUUCCAGUAGCCACACCGUUACGAAAUAGAAAGACAGGUCAGCAAGUGAAUGCCGUUGCUAAGCAACAAGUGAUCUCCUUGGAUACCACAAAUGACAUUCUUGGGAUACAGACCACAAAUGAGAGACUUUUUAUUUUGACAAAAGAUAAAUUGUUUAUGAUUAAAGUAGGAUGACAAUUUUCAAAUCGUUUUGUUCACAGGGGGACCAAGAAAAUGGAAUUUUACAGAAACUUUUCAAGCAUUGUUCAGGGAUGGAAACCAUGGAAACCAAUGUCUUUAAUAAUGGAAGUACUGAUACUUGUGCUAGGAUCAUACACCUAGUAUAUGAAAUCUCAAAUUAAAUUUUAUCAUCAGUUCUAUUAUCCAUGCUGAGUUUUUAAAAGUUGUUAACUUUCGUUUAUUAAGGAUAUCAGAUAGAUAUGUGCUUAGAUUUGGAUGACAAAUGCAUAUAUUUAAUCUUGUUUGAGUUAACACACUACAUAGAAAUUAUAAAGAUGUUUGUGCAACAAUUCUUUUAUGAUGGUUUUUGUAUAUAACAUGUGUACUUUUUAUAUUGAAAUAAAGAAAAGACAAAAAAUG